AUGAGGACUUGCAUGAACCCCCAGACCUUCCUGCUGGCCUCCGCGCUGCUCUGCACCCUCCUGGGUCUAGGAUACCCACUAAGCUGUGAGGUGUGUACGGGCUCUGGACCCACAUGCAGUGGAAAUGUGCAGACUUGCAACCAUGACCAGGACUCCUGCGUGGUCACCGUGGCUGAGACCAGCAAAAAGGGACACCGGUCGGUGAACACCUACAAGGCAUGCAUCAAAUCCAGCGCCUGCAGCUCGGGGUUCUUCUCCAUCACCAUGGGCCCUGAGAAAUACAUGGUAUCCAACACACGCUGCUGCCAGGGCGACACCUGCAACCGCGAUCCCGUGCCCGCUCCCCAGAACAAUCGGACGGAGAAUGGCCUCCAGUGCCCUACCUGCAUCGCCCACUUCAAGGAAACAUGCUCUUCGACUCAGCAAGUGCCCUGUGUUGGCAAGGAGAGCCGCUGUGCUGCAUUCACUGGCAAAGUGCAGACGGGUAUCAUAUUUGCUACUCAGGGCUGUGCUACAGAGAAUGCCUGCCACACCAAGCCUGGGACCCUGGUGCCCUCAGCCUCUCGUAUCUACACCAUCACCCGGGCUAACUGUCCUCCAGACUCCCAGCCUUCUGGCAAGGCUAAGUAAAGAACUGAGGCUUAAGUGCCGUUUGGUCUCCAUUUCUUCUCAGCUACAGCUUCCCAUCUGCCAAUAUAUUAAACAAGUGAA
Messenger RNA from Hippopotamus amphibius kiboko, 711 nucleotides. It is a transcript of the gene PINLYP, whose product is annotated as phospholipase A2 inhibitor and LY6/PLAUR domain containing. NCBI's taxonomy places the organism in Eukaryota, Metazoa, Chordata, Mammalia, Artiodactyla, Hippopotamidae. The transcript is spliced from 5 exons. The record is from RefSeq and is a predicted model, not a curated record. Gene Ontology annotation, molecular function: phospholipase inhibitor activity. Gene Ontology annotation, cellular component: extracellular region. Bases 1 to 630 code for a protein of 209 amino acids.